Molecule: messenger RNA, 4674 nt
Organism: Hippocampus zosterae (dwarf seahorse)
Lineage: Eukaryota; Metazoa; Chordata; Actinopteri; Syngnathiformes; Syngnathidae
Gene: slc17a6b
Product: solute carrier family 17 member 6b
Exons: 12
Coding region: 805-2550 (581 amino acids)
Biological process (GO): synaptic transmission, glutamatergic; neurotransmitter loading into synaptic vesicle; monoatomic anion transport
Cellular component (GO): synaptic vesicle membrane; excitatory synapse
Molecular function (GO): L-glutamate transmembrane transporter activity; neurotransmitter transmembrane transporter activity
Source: RefSeq, a predicted model, not a curated record
AUUUUUACCCAUGUAUGCGUGAUACUUCGUUGGACAUGUUGGUGUUUUUUCCCCACAUUCGGUAAAAAUCAUCACAAUAAAAUCGCACCAUCCAGUUACUUGGAAGCAGUUGAAAACCGGUCACAUGAUUUGGAAUGUAUCGUUCCUCUCACAUCAGAAAGUCAUAAACGCAUGAAUAACAGGGGGAAUAUUGUUCCAAAUAUAUUUCGGUGUUAAAGGGUGAUUUUUGGCCUUGUUCUUGCCGCACGUGUCCAGAUGCUGAGGCUGUCGCUGACCUCGGUGCUGAGCACGCCGUCAGAUCAACCUGCGCUCAGCACAGGCGACACCAGAGGCUCACACCCUCUUUGAUUUUAUACGCGCAACUCCAAAUCGCUUUCAUCUACAAUAUCAACUUUGUCGCUUUGCCUCUUUGCUUUCCCCUCUCUGGCUGUGUAUCGCUGUUCACUCCAAGGCGUCGUCCACUCAUUUGGUGCCUUUUGCUGCUCGCCGCUUGCCAGUUGCGCCUCCUGCUCACCAGCUUGCCAUCCAGAAGCGGAGUUGGUGCUGGAUGAUAAACGAAGGCGCUCCCGUCGUCUGAUCCAUUUCACUAGAAGAAGGUGUUUUCAUCAGGUGAAAUCAUCAACAAAGAAAGGCCGCCAUCUGGAUCGGCGUCUGUCUGAACUGGUCAGCUGGAUCAGAACUUGGCUCGUUAUUUACCGUGGAGCCGCCCGAGUCGGCUCUCCCGCGAAGUUAACAUGACGUACGGGCAGUAAAGACAAGUCUACCAUCACAACGACAGCACGGGCCUGCACAGAGCGACUGGAUAUGGAGUCCACGAAGACCAGGGUCACGGUGGGGAUGAAGGAGUUGGCGGGGAAGACCCUGGGCCACAUGCACAGGGUGAUGGAGAAGCGACAAAAAGGUUCGGAAGUGAUUGAGUUGACCGAGGACGGGCGGCCGCGCCAGGCCGCGGAGAAGAAGCCCCCCUUGUGCGACUGCAGCUGCUUCGGCCUGCCGCGCCGCUACAUCAUCGCCAUCAUGAGCGGCCUGGGUUUCUGCAUCUCCUUCGGCAUCCGGUGUAACUUGGGCGUGGCCAUCGUGGGCAUGGUCAACAACAGCACCAUCCACCAGAACGGCAAGAUCAUCAUUAAAGAGAAAGCCAAAUUCAACUGGGACCCAGAGACGGUGGGAAUGAUUCACGGAUCUUUCUUCUGGGGCUACAUAGUAACUCAAAUCCCAGGAGGGUACAUCUCCUCCAGGCUGGCUGCAAACAGGGUGUUUGGUGCAGCCAUUGUGCUCACAUCAAUACUCAACAUGUUCAUUCCCUCGGCUGCUCGAGUCCAUUAUGGUUGUGUCAUUUUCGUUAGGAUACUGCAAGGACUGGUAGAGGGCGUCACCUACCCAGCCUGUCAUGGCAUUUGGAGUAAAUGGGCUCCGCCUCUUGAAAGAAGUCGUCUGGCCACCAUUUCUUUCUGUGGCUCCUACGCUGGCGCUGUGAUUGCAAUGCCUCUGGCUGGGAUACUGGUUCAGUAUACAGGAUGGUCUUCGGUGUUUUAUGUCUAUGGAUGCGUUGGCAUCUUUUGGUACAUGUUCUGGAUAUUCGUGUCUUAUGAGAGCCCUGCCGAACAUCCGACCAUCACUGACGAAGAGCGCUGCUACAUUGAGGAGAGCAUUGGAGAGAGCGCCAUGCUAAUGGGCCCCGCUGAGAAAUUCAAGACACCCUGGAAGAAGUUCUUCACCUCAAUGCCCGUCUAUGCAAUCAUUGUGGCCAACUUCUGCAGGAGCUGGACAUUUUAUUUGUUACUUAUCAGCCAACCUGCAUACUUUGAAGAAGUGUUUGGCUUUGAGAUAAGCAAGGUUGGCAUAUUGUCUGCGCUGCCCCACUUGGUGAUGACCAUUAUCGUGCCCUUUGGCGGCCAGCUGGCGGACUACCUGCGCAGCAAGAACAUCCUGUCAACGACCACAGUCAGAAAAAUCAUGAACUGCGGAGGAUUUGGCAUGGAGGCGACACUGCUGCUCGUGGUCGGAUACUCCCACAGCAAAGGGGUGGCCAUCUCCUUCUUGGUGCUGGCGGUUGGCUUCAGCGGAUUCGCUAUAUCAGGCUUUAAUGUUAACCACUUGGAUAUCGCGCCCCGUUAUGCCAGCAUCCUCAUGGGCAUUUCGAAUGGAGUGGGUACCCUCUCUGGGAUGGUGUGUCCACUUAUUGUUGGUGCCAUGACAAAAAACAAGACCAGAGAAGAAUGGCAAUACGUGUUCCUCAUUGCCUCCAUGGUGCACUAUGGAGGCGUGGUGUUCUAUGGGAUCUUUGCAUCAGGAGAGAAACAGCCGUGGGCCGACCCCGAGCUCACCAGCGAGGAGAAAUGCGGCUUCAUCGACGAGGACGAGCUGGCAGAGGAGACGGGUGACAUCACGCAGAAUUACGGUGCUUACGGGGGGCCCGCCAAGUCAUACGGUGCCACCACGCAGGUGAAUGGAGGCUGGGCCGCCAGCUGGGAAAAGACGGAGGAGUAUGUGCAAGAAGAGUCUCAGGGAGGAGGCUAUGGAUACGGGCAGCAGGAGGGAUAUUCUUAGACCAAACACACAGCACACAAUGGUACAUGUGUAGACCUCUCGAGUGUGUGUCAAUAUAGUCGAAAAUAAAAUCAAAUUAGAAAGAUUAAAAAAAAACACAAAAGAACUCCCAACUCAUUGUUGAUGUUUGCACAAGAAGUAUCAUGUUAAAGUCUAAAUGAAAAGCUAUUCAAUGGUAUGUAAUUCAAAAGAUGUGUAACACAUAUCCAAUUGGCAACCUGUAAAUGUAUUAUUAUGCAUAUGGAGAAUAGAUAUAUUUAUCUGGAGUGAAAUAGUGUUUUAACGUAAAAAAAAAAAAGAAAAAUCGCAUCCCAUCAGGAGAGGCUUCCUAAAAAAAUAUACAGAAGCCCGUAGGAGAGCCCUCAUUGAUCAUCUGCCCUGCUUCUGGAUAGAAUACCACAAACUACAAGCCAGACACAAAGGUCGAGAAACUUGUCACCGCACAGCUUCGUAAACAGAAGCUGACCACCGUCAAUAUUGAUUGUAACGUAUCACUCCUAAGAGCACAUUUUUAGUUGUUCUGGUGUAGAUGUUUGAAAUGUAACAUAGUAACUUGUGAUUGGUAACACUGCAUUAAGGUUUGUCUCUUUCUGAUGUUUGCGCUGUGUGCUCCAUUUUGUAACAUGGCACCCCUUGCGGGAAAGAGUGUGAUGUUAGCAAACCCAGCAGUGUGGUGCAAAGAAUGUCAUUCCAUUACGGCAAAAGGUUGGUCGUCAAACGAGCACAUAAAAAUAUGAAACACGUCGGAUAAUCACCGAUGCAGAACAGGAAAGCAUUUUUUUGUUGUUGUUGUUGAAAUGAUUCAAUGUGAAAAAUACUUAUUCAAGGGUCGGUGCAAUGCAGAGACAAGUUAUCCUGUCAGUUUCCGAAAAUGGAAAUAUUAGCGCAGCACAAAGAUAUCGAAAACUAUUUAAACUAGAAAAUGCACAUCGUUUAAGCACAUUUUAGGUCACAGGAAGAUGAAAGAUGAAGUAAGCUUGCCUAAAAAAAUAAAUAGCAGUAAAAUAAUGAUUUUCCAUCAAGGAAAAUGGCCUUUUGUCUCUUUGUAGAUAGUAAUACAAUUGAUUGGCCUUUCACAUGUGCGACUAUCCACGUAAAACAUAUAAUAUGGGGCAAAACAUUCCAUUUUGCUGUCGGGGCCAAAUUUCAGUCUCAGUGACGGCCAUUCAUUCGCCCUUCACGAUGCAAAUGUGUGUGUGUGAGUAUGAGUAUAUAUGCAUGAAACUUUGUGGUGUUUUGCUGAGCCCCCCCCCCCACCCCCAACCCCCGACCCCCGACCCCUUUCAAAUUCAUGCAUUUUUUUUUCUGUCAUAAACUGUCACAGAUGUUUCCACUUAUUUGCACAAUUAACCAAAGGGGAAGAGCAAAAAUGGGUUUUCCAAGAAAGUUACAUUUUCUAAGCGAACAAAGACCAUCAGCAACAUGGUUGCAGUCUGGACCGCCAGUGUGCAAAUCGCACCAACCAUCUCUCCGUACUGUACAAAGCAAUAAAUCUAUAGUAACAGUUCUGGUUCAGUUCUGAACAUCACCAUUGCGCAACAGUUUGUAUGGAUUUGUUGAAAUGUAUUUAUUUUUUUUCUUUGUGAGAAUCAAUGUAGAACAAUGCACACAGAUAGAAAUAUAUAAUUACAUAAAUAAAUCUACAUAUAAAAGAUGCUAUAGUAAUCAAUAAUGUAUCAUACAAGAUUUAGUCUGUCGCAAACAUCUUUGACAAGAUGAAAAGAGUUUGUGAGAAGGAUAACGGCGAACAACGGUUGCUCUUUCAUGUCACGUUGGUUUUCUUUUCUUGUUGUAUGCUCUCAUGUCUCUUCCCUUCCUGGUCCAUCCCCUCUCUCGCACACAAUUAAUUUUUAGUUUGAGCAACACUGUUCAUCAGGUGUCUGCACCCCUGUUUUCCUUCGACGUAGCUUCAUUUUUUUUCCAAGGUGAUUUCCUGAUUUCUGUGUCCAAGCAAUCAGUGAUACUCAUCGACAGUAACUGAUUCUGUAUUUUCCAAAAAAGACAACAGUGCAACACUAAGUAGUUCACCUUUCAUGUUUUUUGUGCCUCUGAAGUUGAAGUGUAAUUCUUUGCCUUCUGGUGAUGUGUAAACUGAGAGGUUUGUUGGUGUAAAAAAAAACAAAA